UGGCAACCCUGCCCUUUUGGCAGCAACAAAACAGCAGUCAGAACAGUGACAGAGGCGAAAGGCAAAUACGGUUUUGUUUGUUUUUUUUUCACACUUUUUCGUUGUGAUCCUAAAUUACCAAUGAAGAAAUUGUAAAUUAGGCCACGUUAUUUUAGAUUCUUUCGGACCAAAAUUUUAAAGUAAAUCACACAAAAAGAAUUGCAAAAAUGGUCAUUUAGGGACAAUCCGCUGGACGAAAACAAAAAAAAAACAACGAAUAAAAGAGAAGGAAAUUAUUGUCGGUGGACGUUGAAGGGAUAAAAAGCUAACGGGAUUUAUGCCCCCUAUUAACAGUUGCUGUGUGGAGUAGCGGAAGAUCAGGAGAAGGCCAGGAGAAACCAUGUCGAGCGAGGAGAUGUUGUACGCGCAGGGCGCAAAAAUAUGGGUGCCGCAUGCGGAGCAAGUGUGGGAGAGUGCCACCCUGGAGGAGAGCUACCGCAAGGGUGCCGGAUUUCUCAAGAUUGUCACCGAAUCGGGGAGUCUCCGGGAGGUUAAGCUAAAGGCUGAUGGCAGCGACCUCCCGCCCCUACGCAAUCCGGCCAUCCUGGUGGGACAGAACGACCUGACCACCCUGUCCUACUUGCAUGAGCCGGGGGUGUUGCACAAUCUACGUGUCCGCUUCUGCGAGCGUCAGAUUAUCUACACCUACUGCGGCAUUAUCCUGGUGGCCAUUAACCCGUACGCGGAAAUGCCGCUGUACGGGCCGAGCAUCAUACGGGCAUAUCGUGGCCAUGCCAUGGGCGAUCUGGAGCCGCACAUUUUCGCCCUGGCCGAGGAGGCCUACACCAAGCUGGAGCGUGAGAACUGCAAUCUAAGCAUCAUUGUCAGUGGCGAGUCGGGGGCCGGAAAGACGGUGUCCGCCAAGUACGCGAUGCGUUACUUUGCCGCUGUCGGCGGAUCCGAGUCGGAGACGCAAGUAGAGCGCAAGGUGCUGGCAUCUUCACCAAUCAUGGAGGCGUUUGGAAACGCCAAAACAACCCGCAACGACAACAGCUCCCGUUUCGGCAAGUUUACCAAGCUGCUGUUCCGCAACCAGAUGGGUGUCAUGUAUCUGCAGGGUGCCACCAUGCACACCUAUCUGCUGGAGAAGUCGCGAGUGGUGUAUCAGGCGCAGGGCGAACGCAACUACCACAUAUUCUACCAACUUUGUGCAGCGAGGGCUAAAUAUCCGGAACUGGUGCUGGAUCACCAGGACAAGUUCCAAUUUCUGAACAUGGGUGGAGCCCCAGAUAUUGAACGCGUUUCGGACGCGGAUCAAUUCAAUGAAACAGUGCAAGCAAUGACUGUCCUGGGAUUCUCCAUAAAUCAAAUAGCCGACAUCGUUAAGAUUCUGGCGGGUAUUCUCCAUUUGGGGAACAUCAAUGUGUCCAAAAAAUACAAUGAGGGUACCGAUGAGGAGGACACAGAUUCCUGUGAAAUUUUCCCUAAUGACAUCCACCUGCAGAUCACCGGCGAUCUGCUACGGGUGAAAGCCGACGAUCUGCGUCGGUGGCUUUUGAUGCGUAAGAUAGAGUCGGUCAAUGAUUAUGUGCUGAUACCAAACAGCAUUGAGGCGGCGGAGGCGGCACGUGACGCCCUGGCCAAGCAUAUUUACGCGAAACUGUUCCAGUACAUCGUUGGUGUGCUGAACAAGAGCCUCAAUAACGGUAGCAAGCAGUGCAGCUUCAUUGGCGUCCUCGAUAUCUACGGCUUCGAAACGUUUGAGGUGAACUCGUUCGAGCAGUUUUGCAUAAACUAUGCGAACGAGAAGCUGCAGCAGCAGUUCAACCAGCAUGUCUUCAAGUUGGAGCAGGAGGAGUACCUUAAAGAGGGUAUCACCUGGACGAUGAUUGACUUUUACGACAACCAACCGUGCAUCGAUUUGAUUGAGUCCAAAUUGGGUGUGCUGGAUCUGCUCGACGAGGAGUGUAGAAUGCCCAGAGGUUCGGACGAGAGCUGGGCGGGAAAACUCAUCGGAAAGUGCAGCAAAUUUCCACACUUCGAGAAGCCACGCUUCGGCACCACAAGCUUUUUCAUAAAACAUUUCUCAGACACGGUUGAGUACGACGUGAACGGAUUCUUGGAAAAGAAUCGUGACACUGUCUCCAAGGAGCUCACACAGGUGCUCUGUGAGUCCAACAUGCAGCUGGUUAAACAGGUGAUGGUUCUGGAGGAGAUUGACACCUUGAGUGUGGAUUCUGCCAAAGCCUCUACGUUGGGCGGUCGUGUCGUAAUCAGUGCUGGUCGGAAACAGCAAUUGAAUGAGACACGUCGAAGAGUGGUGCCAUCGAAACAGCAUAAGAAGACGGUUGGCUCGCAGUUCCAGGAGAGCUUGGCCUCGCUAAUCUCAACGCUGCAUGCCACAACGCCGCAUUAUGUGCGUUGCAUUAAGCCAAACGACGAGAAGAUCGCAUUCAAAUGGGAGACUGCCAAGAUCAUUCAGCAACUGCGGGCUUGUGGUGUUUUAGAAACAGUGCGCAUUUCUGCGGCAGGAUUCCCCUCGCGGUGGCUGUAUCCGGACUUCUAUAUGCGCUACCAGCUUCUGGCACAUCGCUCCAAGAUAGACAAAAACGAUAUGAAGCAGUCUUGUCGCAACAUCGUAACGAAAUGGAUUCAGGAUGAGGACAAGUAUCGUUUUGGCAAUACGCAGAUAUUCUUCCGCGCUGGCCAGGUGGCCUUCAUGGAACAAGUGCGGGCCAAUCUGCGCAAGAAGUACAUAACGGUGGUGCAGUCCGUGGUGAGGCGAUUCAUUCAUCGCCGGCGCUUCCUGCGCCUGCAGAUGGUGAUCAGUGGAAUCCAGCGACAUGCACGUGGUUUCUUGGCCCGCCAGCGCGUCCAGAAAAUGCGUGAGGACCGAGCCGCACUGAUUCUCUCGAAGUAUGCCAAAGGAUGGCUGUGCCGGCGUCGAUACUUACGCCUGCGUCACUCUAUUUCCGGCAUACAGACCUAUGCCCGCGGCAUGAUGGCUCGCACCAAGUUCCAUGCCAUGCGUGAUCACUACCGGGCGGUCCAGAUUCAACGAUUCGUUCGCGGAGUUCUCGCUCGGAGAGCCUAUCAAAAGCGGAGGCGAGACAUCAUCAUUUGCCAGGCUGCUGUCCGACGGUUCCUUGCCCGCCGCAAGUUCAGGAAGAUGAAGACCGAGGCGAAGACCAUCUCGCACAUGGAGAAGAAGUACAUGGGCCUGGAGAACAAGAUCAUCUCUAUGCAGCAGCGUAUCGACGAACUGAACCGCGACAACAGCAAUCUGAAGCAUAAGACCAGCGAGAUCAGCGUUCUUAAAAUGAAACUGGAGUUGAAGAAGAACUUGGAAGGCGAGUUUAAGAACGUGAAGGCAGCCUGCCAAGACAAGGACAAGCUGAUAGAGGCUCUCAACAAGCAGCUGGAAGCGGAGCGCGACGAGAAGAUGCAGCUGCUUGAGGAAAAUGGCCAUGCCCAGGAGGAGUGGGUCAGCCAAAAGCAGCAGUGGCUCGGGGAGAACGAGGAACUGCGACGCCAAGUCGAUCAGAUGAUCGAGCUGGCCAAAAACGCUGAGAUUAGCCAGCGCACUCAGGAGGACCGCAUGCUGGCCGAGAUUGACAACAAGGAGCUCAACGAGGCCUACCAGCGCGCCAUCAAGGACAAGGAGGUUAUCGAAAACGAGAACUUCAUGCUGAAGGAGGAGCUGAGCAGACUGACGGCCGGUAGCUUCAGUUUACAUGCGCGGACUGCGAGCAAUGCCUCCAGCCAGAACGAGGAGGAUGUCGGCUACGCUUCGGCCAAGAACACGCUGGAUAUCAAUCGCCCACCGGAUCUGAUCAACAAGAACUAUGCCUACUCUGAUUGCACCAGUUUAGUUGUCAAGUUGCGAGCCAUUCUCGAGGAGGAGAAGCAGAAGCACAAGUAUUUGCAGGAGCAGUACCUUAAGCUGGCCAGCCGCAACAAGCCCACCGAGGAUUCAUUCCGCGUCUCCGAGCUGGAGGUAGAAAACGAGAAGCUGCGCAGCGAAUACGAUCAGCUGCGAACGAGCAUUAAACACGGUGUUGAGAUCAACGAACUCAAUGCUCAGCAUGCCGCUCUGCAGGAAGAGGUUCGUAGGAGGCGCGAGGAGUGCAUCCAGCUGAAGGCAGUGCUGCUGCAGCAGAGCCAGAGUAUGCGAUCUCUCGAGCCCGAGAGCCUGCAACUGCGUGGAAAUGAUGUCAACGAGCUGAUGGAGGCCUUCCAUUCGCAGAAACUAAUAAAUCGUCAACUGGAGUCCGAACUGAAGGCCAUAACGGAGGAGCACAACAGCAAGCUGGUGGAGAUGACGCAGGACAUCGAGCGGCUCAACAACGAAAAAGAAGAGCUCCAGAAGGUGAUUUUCGAAAGCAUCGACGAGCCAGAGGAGUCGGCCAACAUAGAAGCUCUCAAACAGAACGAUCGCUAUCUGCGACGGGAACUGCAGAAGGCCGUCUCGCAAUACCUGCUGGUGCAGGAGGAGCUCAAGCUGGCCCAUGCCAAGCUAAAGGCCUAUCGCCAGGAUGGCGGUCAACUGGAACACAAGCUGGAGGAGGAAAUGAUUCGCAACAAGGCCAACGGCCCGUCGAGCGACGUUGGCGCGACUGUGACUAAACAGAAGUCUCAAAACCCACAAGGCCUCAUGAAGUUCCACAGCAGCGAUUUGGACAAGAUCCUGCAGCGUCUCCUAAAUGCACUGACACCACGCACUGUAGUUGGACUUUUGCCCGGUUUCCCUGCGUAUCUCAUUUUUAUGUGCAUCCGUUAUACCGAUCUCACCAAUGCCGACGAUGAUGUUCGCGAACUAUUGAGCAAGUUUGUCAUCCAGGUCAAGAAAAUGCAUCGAACUCCUCAUCCGAUUGAAAAUCGCGUCAUUUGGCUCGUUAACUCAAUAACUUUGCUGAAUCUCCUAAAGCAGUACGGCGAUGUCGAGGAGUAUGUCCAGUUCAACAGUGAGAAACAGAAGCAGCAGCAGUUGAAAAACUUCAAUCUAUUCGAGUAUCGGCGCGUUAUCCUCGAUCUGAUUGUGAAUCUGUACCAGGCUCUGAUCAUGCAGAUCCAGGGCCUGCUGGAUCCUAAGAUUGUGCCGGCAAUCCUGAACAACGAUGAAAUACAACGCGGCCGCUCGGCCCACGGUAUGCGCAGUAGGGCCACCUCGAUUGGAGCCAGCUCGUCGCCGGAGCACGGUGGUGGACCAGCGUGGAAGCAACUCAUUGGGCAGUUCGAGCACUUUUACAAGCAGUUCCAGCACUUUGGCUUGAACAGCGUCUAUGCGGAACAGAUAUUCCAGCAGCUGCUGUACUUUGUGUGCGCCGUGGCGCUAAACUAUUUGAUGCUUCGGGGGGACAUUUGCAUGUGGGAGACUGGCAUGAUAAUCCGGUACAAUCUUGGCUGUAUCGAGGAUUGGGUGCGCAGCAAGAAAAUGUCAAACGACGUGCUGAUGCCGUUGGCGCCGCUUAAUCAAGUAUCCCAACUGCUCCAGUCUCGCAAGAGCGAGCAGGAUGUUCAAACCAUUUGCGAUCUGUGCACUUCGCUGAGCACCGCCCAGGUCCUGAAGGUGAUGAAGUCCUACAAGCUGGAUGACUACGAGAGUGAGAUUACGAACGUGUUCCUGGACAAAUUAACCAAGGAACUCAACGCCCGACAAAUGCCGACGAGCAACAGCGACGAAUUUACCAUCGACCAGAAGUUCAUUCAGCCCUUCAAAGUGGUUUUCAGUUAUAGCGAUAUAAAGCUGGAGGAUAUUGACCUACCAUCGCACCUAAAUCUCGACGAGUUUCUUGAAAAGAUAUAAACAGUGUCCAUUGUCGGUGGAAGUACCUUGUCAUUGGGGAUGACAUGAGAACGUUUUCUUUUUGUGUAUUAUACGAGUCUAACGAUUGUAGAAAUUAAUGUUCAGAUUUUUAGAAAAUCUAUUAGCGAAUGAAACGAUGCUUAGUGGUUGCCUAAAAUGUAUGUAGUUCCUGUUUAGUUUAAUUGUCCCACCUUUAACAUUCCCCUCGUGUCCAAUGGCAACUCUUGCCAGUUGCCGAGUUUAGCUUUCUGUUGUGCGAAAUAUUUUGUAGUUAAAUGUUUUUGAAGAGGUUCUGAACCAACCUUGUAAUGUGAGAUGCAAUAAGUGCCGGGAGUGAAACUCCGACAAUGAAAACGAUCAUUCCUUGCCUGAACCUUGUACCUUAGAGCAUAUAAUAAUAUAUUAUAUACAAUGAAUGUAUUUAACAAAGGCCGAUUUGUUGCCUUAAAGCUUGUAACUGCAUCUUGCAGGUCAUAGAUUAAGAAACACAUAGAACACCGAAGCAUUGCAUUCCAUCUACAUAUUUAUGUAUUCUCAUAUUUUGUCUAGUUUGUUACCUAUUUGUUUCGCUCAGUCGUAAAAGUAAUCAAGAAAAAGAGUAACCCAAUAUACGUUGGCAUUUGUUAAAAGCAAUUAAGUACUUUCCGAUGCAAAAUACCUAUAAAAUACACACAUAUAUUAACGAAACAAGAAUGUAUAAUGAACAGCAAUUUAUGAGUUUUGUACAAAUAUAAUUGCCAGACGUUAACAAUC
Messenger RNA from Drosophila ananassae, 6538 nucleotides. It is a transcript of the gene didum, whose product is annotated as unconventional myosin-Va. NCBI's taxonomy places the organism in Eukaryota, Metazoa, Arthropoda, Insecta, Diptera, Drosophilidae. The record is from RefSeq and is a predicted model, not a curated record. Gene Ontology annotation, biological process: vesicle transport along actin filament; actin filament organization. Gene Ontology annotation, molecular function: actin filament binding; ATP binding; microfilament motor activity. Gene Ontology annotation, cellular component: vesicle; myosin complex; cytoplasm. Bases 380 to 5785 code for a protein of 1801 amino acids. The transcript has 18 exons.